AUGAUGCGUCUAAUGUCUUUGGCUGCGCUGUUUGUGGUGAACGUCCUCCUGGCCGUCACCAGUAGCGUCGCCCUUGCCAGCAUCCCCCGCAACGGGUGGUACGGCUGCCCCCUCAGCACCUUCGACGGGCGAUUGGACUGCCCCGCGGCCCAAGCGCUGAGCUUAGGCAGCCGCAACGGCAACAACAUCGCAUUGGAAGAAGUCCCAAGCUGUUUGAAGGACAUCCAUCACCAAUUCGGUACCAAUGCCGCGGCCGCGUACUCCAUCACGAACGCAGCGAAGGAUUUGGCCGUGCUGAUUGAGACCGAAAUGGCUGACUACGACGUGUAUCUGUACGGGAUGAGCUACGGCACGUUGGUAGUGGAACGCCUGAUGCACUUCUCGCCGCCCCAAGUCAAGGGCUACAUCCUCGACAGCAUCUGUGCCGACCACUACGAACCUCAAGGGACCGGAAACAACCAAAUGUUUAACAACUGGGACGACGACGUCAAGGACGUGAGUCAGCACUUCCUGGACCUUUGCCACAAGGAUACGGCCGUGUGCGGCAAACUCCUAGGCGAAAACGCCACCGUCACCUUAUUCAACCUGUACGACACGCUGGAUGCGAACGCAUCGGCAUGCUCGGCUAUCUUUUACGACGCGCUCGAGAUCAAGCCAUCCGUGUUUCUCCGCCUGUUCUUUUUCAAGCUUCUCGGCCGCUACGACAGUCGCAAGUUCAUCCCGACGUUUGCCGCCCGCCUAGAGCGCUGCAAUGCCCAAGAUAAGGACGUGAUGACCGCGAUUCUAACCAAAAAUGAUCCAGCAGAGACUUCUCUGGUCUUGCACUCUAACCUCCUACACGACACCAUCGUGCAUUCCGAGGUGUGGCAAGUGCCCACGCCGUCAAUGGAGGACAUCCUGCAGCAGUUCCUGGCGUCGCCUAUUGCCCUGAACGACCCGGACAAAGUCGGGAGCUACUGCCUCUUCACGGGCUCCAACUCGUCUGGGUGUGAGCCGUGGGCCGAUAUGAACGUCCCCCUCUGGACAUAUACCUCGGACAAGUACUUCAACAAAACCGCGGCCAAUCCCAUCGGGGUGUCUGUGCUCGGUCUCACGGGCAACUUGGACCCCGUGACCCCGUCAAAGCAUGCCCGACGACACUUUAACAACAUGAAAGGCGACAACAAGAAACUGGUUGAGUUCCCCGUGGCAGUACAUGGCGUCAUUGGGAACACCCCCCUGUCGGACAACCACACUGAUCCCCAUUGCGGCUUGCUUGUGGUCGCUGAAUUUCUUCGCGCCAGCGGCGCGCUGGACGCGAUGAACUUGACCUGCAUGGACAAGGUGCAGCCUCUCAAUUUCGACAUCCCGGACGCCUUGGACCUCGAGCUGUUUGAUCUGGACGGCGGCUAUACGGCGACCGGGUAUCAUCUGUGGGACUACUUCACCAAGGAAGACUACAUCGAAGUCGUUCGCGAGAACGAGUUGAACCAAAACGCCCGCUCCGCCGUCAAGUACGAACAAGAUAUGGUGCCCCAGAGCUGA
Aphanomyces astaci is the source of this 1524-nucleotide messenger RNA. RefSeq lists its product as hypothetical. The coding region runs from base 1 to 1524 and encodes 507 amino acids. NCBI's taxonomy places the organism in Eukaryota, Oomycota, Saprolegniomycetes, Saprolegniales, Verrucalvaceae. The transcript is spliced from 3 exons. The record is from RefSeq and is a predicted model, not a curated record.